GGAGCGAUUUUCUUUUCUCCAGAAAAAUGUCAUGGACACGGCUUCACGCAGAUUAGGACUCCGCACACGAUGACAAUCGAUUACGAGCCCCUUUUUCUGAUAGGAGAAUGAGGAAGAGGAGGACCUGGAAACCCUGGGAGCGCCUUGGAAAGUUUCUGUGAAGUCUCAAUGAAAGCUUUAGAAGAGCCUCUCUAGUAUUUGACUCAAUGGCCAAGAAAGGGCGUACGAAGAGCGAGAAGCCCGAAGCGCUCAUCUCUGCCCUCCAGGCAGCCAACGAAGACCUCAGGUCCAAGCUGACUGACAUUCAGAUAGAACUACACCAAGAAAAAUGCAAGGUGAGCAAACUGGAGCGCGACAAGGUUCAGGAGGUGAAGCGGGUGCGAGAGCAGGAGCAGCACCGUCACACUGCCAUGUUGACAGAGCAACGGGCCAAGUGGCACGAGGAGAAGCAAAAGGAGCUCCAGGCUCUCAGGGAAAACCUGACGCGGCAGCAUGAGCAGGAGCUGGCCCGCCACGCCAAAAUCAAAGACCAGGAGAACCAGAGGCUCAAAGCCGCACUGAACGCCAUGCGCGACGGCAGCGGAGAGAAGGUGCGCACAGCGCUGACCCUGGAAGCCAAGGAGGACGCACGGCGCUUCUUUGACCAGGAGAGAGUGAAGCUCCUGCAGGAGAUUGCCGAGCUGAAGAGUCUGAAGAAGCAGACGGACGAGGCUCUCAGCACCAUGAUCCAGUCGGACAAGAUGAAGGCUGGCGACCUGCGGGUGGAGCACCAGCAGCACCAGGAGCAGAUCUCCAAAAUCAAGUGGGACUGUGAGAGGGACAUCCGCAGACUGGUGGAUGAAAUCAAAUCUAAAGACCGCACCAUCUUUGCUCUGGAGAAGGAGCUGGAGUCAACAGCGGGUUUCUUACAGAAGCUGCAGCUUCAGAAGGACGCAUUGGAUGAGCAGCUGUUCCUCGUCAAGGAGGCUGAGUGCGGCCUGGGGAGCCCGAAAAGAGAGAUUCCAGGCAGAGCUGGAGAUGGAGCUGAGCACUGUGGUAGCCCAGACUUGAGGAGAAACCAGAGGCGCAUUGCUGAACUCAACUCAACUAUACGAAAAUUAGAGGAUCGCAACUCACUGCUAGUUGACGAGAGGAAUGAACUGCUGAAGCGAGUCCGAGAGUCAGAGAAGCAGUGUAAGCCCCUGCUGGACAAGAACAAGCUGCUGAGUAAAAGGAACGAUGAUUUGACUCAGACCAUCCAGAAGCUGGAUGAGAAACUCAAGAGCCUGGCCAAGGAGAACAACGAGAUGAAGGAGAAGAUCAGCUCCCAUCCUCCGCUGAAAAAGCUGAAGUCUCUGAAUGACCUGGACCAAGCACAUGAUGACCAGGAAAUAGCUUUUCUCAAGCUUCAAGUCCUGGAGCAACAAAGCAUGAUUGAUGAGCUAACACGAGACCGAGAAAAACUACUACGAAAGAAAAGGCAUAAAAGAAGUUCGAGGCCAAUAAAGAGGCACAUCGUAGUAGACACCUUUUUUGGGUACGAUGAAGAGUCAAUGGACUCGGAGUCGUCUUCAGUGGCUUCGUUUCGGAUGGACAGAACUCCUGCUACUCCUGAUGAAGACCUGGAAGAGGGUCUUGCCAAUGAGGAGUCGGAGCUGCGUUUCCGUCAGCUGACCAGGGAGUAUCAGGCCUUACAGCGAGCCUACGCCCUGCUGCAGGAACAGAAAGGAGGCAUUUUGGACGCUGAGAUGGAAGCAAAAGCUCAGGAGCAGCUCCAAGCAGACGUUCUCAGGUAUAAAGCCAAAAUAGAGGACUUGGAGAAGGAACUAACCCUGAAGGGACAGGACUCCAAAUGGGUGGAGGAGAAGCAGCUCUUCUUACGGAGAAAUCAGGAGCUACUGGAGAAGGUGGAAAAGAUGGAGUCAGAGUGCAGUCGGGCACAGCAGGAGCUGCAGGACUCCAAAGACCAGAAUGAACUGCUGGAGUUUCGGAUACUGGAGCUGGAGGAGCGUGAGAGGAGGUCCCCUCCAUUCAACCACCUGAGGAUGCAUCCGUUCUCUGAGGGAGUCAGUGCGCUGCAGAUCUACUGUAUGAAGGAAGGGGUCAAGGACGUGUGCAUACCAGACCUCAUCAAACUUCUUGACAUCCUGGGAGACAAUGGGAACUUAAGAAAUGAGGAGCAAGUGGCUAUUAUUCAGGCUAGCACUGUUUUGUCACUGGCAGAAAAGUGGAUUCAGCAGAUUGAGGGGACAGAGGCAGCGCUGCACCAGAAGAUGAUGGACCUGGAGAUAGAGAUGGAGAUGUUCUGUAAACAGAAAGGAUAUCUAGAGGAGGAGCUGGACUAUAGAAAACAGGCCCUGGACCAGGCCUACAUGCAAAUCCAGGAGUUGGAAGCAACAUUAUACAAUGCCCUGCAGCAGGACAAGGUGAUAAAGUACGGUGAACCUCUGGACGAGCUUCAGAAGGACGAACUGCGGACCGCAGUGGAGAAGCUGAGGAGGCAGAUGCUGAGGAAGAGUCGGGAGUACGACUGCCAGAUCCUCCAGGAGAGGAUGGAGCUGUUGCACCAGGCGCACCAGAGAAUUCGUGACCUUGAAGACAAGACAGAAAUCCAGAGGAGGCAAAUUAAAGACCUGGAGGAAAAGGUGGUGUGUCAGCUUGGAGAUCUUGUUUGUGACUGCAGUGUUAUUUAUUUUCUGGACAAGUGUGGGACAGUAUGCGUAGCAGUGGCUGCUAGUGUUAUUACAUCAGUGACUGCUGUCAGUGUUGGUGGAUGUGUCGUGUGUCGGCCCUGGACGUUCGUACUUCAGAUUUUAUUCUUUUGGGUUUUUUUUAACGGGGGUGGGGUUCUCAGGAUACUGCCCAGGAUGACAGAUUUUUUUUAAAGCAGUGUUAAACGUCUCUCCGAACAGCUGGGAGUACUGCAACAGGCUGCAAGAACGACACACAAUCAGAAAGACACCUGCAGCAGAUGCAGACACACACAUAUAUAUAUACACCUACACACAUACAGUAUGCAGACACGCAUGCAUUUACACACGCAUGCAGAUGCAAACACACAUGCUUUGAUACAUCCAGACCAAAGCCUGGGAAAUGUUCUCUCUGCCAUGCAGGGUAAUAAUAUGUCAUUCACCACCAUUUAGCCACAGUGGGAAUAUAAGCAGACAGUCAUAGACAAUGAGGAAAACAAACCGCCGGACCACAACUUCUCUUCUUUUUCUCUUUUUUCCUUUCUAAAACCCGAAAGGACGUUCUUCAUGAAUGCGACCUCUUGGUGAUAUAGAAGCGAGCCAACUCAGGGCCCAUGAGUGCAGAGGCCAGUGCUGGUCUCAGGUCAGAUCAUAUUGGGACAUAGUGUGUCACCAGCUGGUCUGCCCUCGCUGUUCCCACGAUGGUGCUUACACAGACUGCUUGGAUUCUCCAGAGAUUAUACCUGGAAAAAGUCAGAACUACACUGCAGAGACUGGUGUGUGUACGGACACUAAAAGGGGGGAUACAGGACACUCAGGUUGACGCGUCUUCACAGGACACACAGAGUGAAGAGAGGUGAAAAGAGAAUGAAAAGAUCAC
Plectropomus leopardus (leopard coralgrouper) is the source of this 3549-nucleotide messenger RNA. NCBI's taxonomy places the organism in Eukaryota, Metazoa, Chordata, Actinopteri, Perciformes, Serranidae. The record is from RefSeq and is a predicted model, not a curated record.